This is a messenger RNA of Chenopodium quinoa (quinoa), 975 nucleotides long. RefSeq lists its product as uncharacterized. The transcript has a single exon. The record is from RefSeq and is a predicted model, not a curated record. Bases 1 to 975 code for a protein of 324 amino acids. NCBI's taxonomy places the organism in Eukaryota, Viridiplantae, Streptophyta, Magnoliopsida, Caryophyllales, Amaranthaceae. Gene Ontology annotation, molecular function: RNA-DNA hybrid ribonuclease activity; nucleic acid binding.
AUGAAAAAUUAUCUUUCUAAUCCUCCAGUUUUGAUGCCACCCAAGUCCGGGGAACCUUUGCUCUUGUACCUUACAGUGACAGAAACUGCCACGGGUGGAUUUUUGGCGCAAUAUCAAGAAGGUACCAAGAAAGAAAUUGCUAUUUAUUAUCUAAGCAAAAAUUUCUUAGAAUAUGAGACUAGAUAUACUCCCCUAGAAAGGGCAUGCAUCGCUCUAAUCUACGCGACAAAAAAGCUCCGACAUUAUCUACAAGCUCAUACAACAUUCCUUAUCUCAAGAUUAGACCCUAUCAAAUAUAUCUUUGAGAAACCUAUUCUGAGUGAAAGAUUUGCGAGAUGGCAUGCUAUUCUCUCAGAAUUCGAUAUUCAAUGUGUUAGUCAAAAAUCUGUUAAAGGGAGAGCCAUAUCUGAAGCGUUAGCUGAUGGGCCUAUAUCAGGAGAUGAAUUCGAUAAUGACUUUCCGGAUGAACAUUUAUUCAAUAUCAAUACAUCACAAUGGAAGAUGUACUUUGAUGGAGCAUCUAAUAGAAGGGGGAAUGGUGCAGGUGUGUUACUUAUUGAUCCACAUGGAGUUCAUAUUCCCUUUUCAAUAAAACUUAGUUUUCCAACAACCAAUAACACCGCUGAAUAUGAAGCUUGCAUCUACGGUGUAAAGGCAGCCUUAGCAGCAGGGGCAAGAAAUCUUAUAGUGUAUGGUGAUUCAAACCUCAUUAUAUCUCAGACAAUUGGAGUGUGGAGGGUUCGAGAUGAAAGGUUGCAAAUGUAUACUGACCAUCUCCAACAACUUAUCCCCUGCUUUGAGGAAAUCGAUUUCAAACAUCUCCCUCAAGAACAAAAUAGAUUCACUGACGUGCUAGCAAAUCUGGCAGUAAAUUUAACCUGGGAAGAUAACGUUAAAGUUCGGUUUGUAACUGUAGAAGAAAAAAGUUCCCCAGUGAUCAUGGAUGAAGAAAUGAUCACAUCAUUAACUAUAUGA